Molecule: messenger RNA, 168 nt
Organism: Paramecium octaurelia
Lineage: Eukaryota; Ciliophora; Oligohymenophorea; Peniculida; Parameciidae
Source: the annotation of a GenBank genome assembly
AUGAACAGUAUAUUAUAUAUUUAUAUUGACUCUCAACCACUAGAAAGUUAGAUGAUAUUUUAUACUAAUUAUCAUAUUAGUUAUCAUCAACCUAGUAGUCUAAGUAAUAUCUAAAAUAAUAACUCCCAUUAUUCUCUUGGAAAGAUGUUUUAAUAGAAGGAAACAUGA